Engraulis encrasicolus (European anchovy) is the source of this 4060-nucleotide messenger RNA. RefSeq names its product protocadherin gamma-A2-like. Gene Ontology annotation, cellular component: plasma membrane. The record is from RefSeq and is a predicted model, not a curated record. Gene Ontology annotation, molecular function: calcium ion binding. Gene Ontology annotation, biological process: homophilic cell-cell adhesion. The transcript has 5 exons. Lineage: Eukaryota; Metazoa; Chordata; Actinopteri; Clupeiformes; Engraulidae. The coding region runs from base 888 to 4025 and encodes 1045 amino acids.
CACACACGUCUAUUUUCUGCCUUUUAGUUUUGGUUACAGAGCCCGUGUUAAACCUCAGGCCCGUCUAUUUUAGCUUUUAAUGACUUCUACUUUGCACAACCCACCCUAUGGUGUUCUGACACAGUCUGAUUUUGUCAAGAAGACAUUUCACAACAUCGCCGUCUUGCGGUAGGAUUUGCUAAAAUAAAUGAAUGGAAUUCAAGUUCAUUUUCAUUCCUUCAAUGAUGUAUAUGCCGGACAUAUUCAGAGAUGGGGAAAAAAACUUAAUCAAGUCUACUUUCUUUGUUCUAUGCUUAACACAAAUAUUGGUGAAGCAUGUUGACUAACUUGCCAACACGAGAUAAACGCAAAAACAAUAUAUUUUAAUGAAUUGAUAUACUUUAAAUUAGUUUCCCUAUCGUAUUCUGACCGUUGCACUGAGACAUACUUGCCCAUUUACAGAGGAAUGAUUCUUCGUCGUGACCUGGAAGAUGAUUCGUUUGUCAGAAAAGGAGUCAGAAAAGUGAGGCGAGAGCAAAAGAGACCCUGCUUUCUCUUCUCAAGUUCUAGAAGUUUUGCAUCGUGAACGCGCAGCCUGUCCACCAGCCAAUCAGGAGUUGCUCUUUGUAGUGAAGUCCCCGCCCAUUUCCAGAGCGGAGAGGCGAAGGGGCAGCAUUUUCAGUUUAGGGAGAUGGCUGGAUGGAGUUUUUUGUUUUCCCCUUCUUAAUUCCAAGUUUAACUUAUUGACACUAUGAAUAUUUUCCGAAACUACCGUCUGCUUUUCUUGAAACGGAUACCAUCCCGGACAACAUGGUAGGCUUACUUUAACGACACGAUGGAUUCGUUACGAUAAAGUUGGAACUUUUGUCCUCUUCACUUUUCUUUCCGUGGAUCUGCGGGCGCUCACAAUGGAGAGAAUGUGGAGACGGUCGCCGGAGUCCGUGCUCCGGCUCUCUCUCUUGUUGGCGUGCCUGUCUCGGACUUUCGCGGAACUCCACUACUCUGUCGCCGAGGAGGUACCACCGGGCUCCGUGGUGGGGAGCAUCGCAAAAGAUUUGGAGCUCAGCGCGAGGGGAAUUAAGGAGAGAAACAUACGCAUCGUGUCGGACUCCUCAGCCCACUACUUCGAGAUCAAACCGGUCACCGGAGAACUGGUAAUUAAAGACAUAAUCGAUAGGGAGCUAUUGUGUGGAUUAAACUCAAAAUGUUCAUUGACUCUUCAGAUUAUUCUGGACAACCCGUUAGAAAUACACCGCGUUUUAGUGGAAAUUUCUGACGCAAAUGACAAUGCGCCGCAGUUCUCCGCGCAGAACACAACGCUGGACAUCUCGGAGGCGGCCGCGCCGGGCACAAAGUUUCGGCUGGAAAGUGCCCAUGACCCUGACGUGGGUAUCAACUCCUUACGGACAUAUCAACUCGCUUCCAAUGACUUUUUCUCGCUGAACGUGGAAACGAAAAGCGACGGGAGUAAGUUUCCCGAGUUGGUGGUGAUGAAAGCGCUCGACCGCGAGACUCAAGCUGGGUUCCGCCUGCUGCUCACGGCAGUGGACGGGGGCCAGCCCGAGAAAUCUGGGACCACACUCGUGCUCAUUAACAUUCUGGACGUGAAUGACAACGCCCCGGUAUUUGACCAGCCCGUUAUUAAAGUUCAGUUAUUGGAGAAUUCUCCCCCUGGAACCCUAGUAACGCAUUUAAACGCCACUGACAUUGACAGUGGUUUGAACGGCCAGGUCUCAUAUCAUUUCAGCAAGUACACACUCGAUAAGGUCAUGAAAGUGUUCACGGUGGAUUCUAAGACAGGUGAGCUUCUCGUCAAAGGGGAUGUGGACUUCGAGGCCGCGGAGACUUAUGACGUCAUCGUCCAGGCCAGAGACAGCGGUAACCCUGCCCUGGAGGGCUCCUGCAGCGUCAAAAUUGAAAUCCUUGACGUCAACGACAACAUGCCGGAGGUGACGUUGACCUCUCUGAACAGCCCCAUCAAUGAAAACUCUCCGCCAGGCACAGUGGUGGCACUGAUCAGCGCCAAAGACUCAGACUCAGGUGACAAUGGGAAGGUGACCCUGAAAGUGGCGUCGGGCCUGCCGUUCAAACUCGUCGCCGUGUUUGGGGAGCACUACAAACUCGUCACUGAGGGCAACCUGGACAGGGAGGCGGUGUCUGAGUACCAGGUGGUUGUCACAGCAACCGACGCGGGCAAGCCACCGCUCUCCUCCCACAAGGCCUUCGUGGUGGCCCUGUCCGACGUCAACGACAAUGCCCCCAUCUUCUCCCAGCCCUCUUACUCCGUGGACAUCCCCGAGAACAAUGCUCCGGGCACCGCCAUCGCCACGGUCUCCGCGUCCGACCCGGACUCGGGCGACAACGCACGCCUCUCCUACAGCAUCCUGGAGUCGCGCGUCGGCGGCCAUGACACCUCAGUCCUCUCCUACGUCUACAUCAACGCUGACACGGGCGUCAUCACCAGCAUCCGCUCACUGGACUACGAGAAGACCAACGCCUUCAAGAUCCAUGUGCAGGUACGCGACGCCGGUACGCCGUCCCUGGCGUCCAACGUCACCGUGAGCGUCUUCGUGCAGGACCAGAACGACAACGCGCCAGAGAUUCUCUACCCGGUGCACGACGCCGAGGCAGGUCUCCAGUUCAUUGUGCCCGCUUCAGCCGAACGAGGCUACCUGGUGGAGAAGAUCGUGGCCAUGGACAAGGACAGCGGCUACAACGCGUGGCUGGAAUACAGCCUGCAGCCCAGCGGCGGUCUGGACGCGGCCAUGUUCCGCAUCGACACGCACUCAGGCAGGCUCUCCACCGCCCGCCGUUUCACCGAGGACGGCGCCAGCGACGACAAAGACGCCGACGCCGCGGACAACAACAGCAAGGCGGACAGCGUGGUCGGCACCUACAGCUUCACCGUGGUCGUCAAGGACAGGGGCGAGCCCCAGCUGUCGUCCAGCGUCCCCGUGACGGUCACCGUGGAGGCGGGUGGCGAGGGGGCGCGAUGGUCGGGCGAGGGCUCAGACUCACUGUGGAGGACGCCCAACAGCGGCGGCAACGCCCGGCCCAACUGGCUGACGGGCUCCACGCUGUACCUCCUCAGCGCCCUGGUGGCCGUGACCUCCGUCUUCCUCAUCACCAUGGUGGUGUUGCUGGUGUGGUGCGUCCGAUCCAGGUCGGAUUAUGACUCCAUGUGCUGCUACUCUUCGUCCUCUAGGAAGGGCUUCCGCGCCAGGCACAACUCCCACCUGCGCUCCCACAACAAGGACCUCCACCUCCAGCUCAACACAGACGGGCCCAUCAGGUACAUGGAGGUGGUGGGGGGCGCCCAGGAGCCCUACACGCGGACCUACCGGCCGUGCUACUCCACGCUGUCAAACUCGGUGCGCAGCGACUUUGUCUUCGUCAAGACGCCCAUGCUGAGCCACAAUAACACGCUCAACAUGACGCUGACGCGGAAACACUUAACGAACUCAUCCAAUGAGCAAAAGCCCCCUAACGCUGACUGGCGCUUCAACCAGAACCAGCGGCCUGGACCCAGCGGAGCGGCUGCCACCCCUGAUGGCAUGGCAGUAGGGACAGGACCGUGGCCACAGCCCCCCACCGAGGCCGAACAGCUCCAGGCUCUCAUGGCUGCUGCCAAUGAAAAAAGGGAAGUCAACCCAAUGCAGAUCUACCUUGGCAAGGUGAGUGAGGCGACCAACACGCUGCAGCCGGGCACCAUGGGCCUGAGCACGCGCUACAGCCCCCAGUUCACCCUGCAGCACGUGCCCGACUACCGGCAGAACGUCUACAUCCCCGGCUCCACCGCCACCCUCACCUCCAACCCCCAGCAGCAGAUGCUCCAGCAGCAGGCCAUGCAGCAGCAGAUGGCGGCCCAGAUGGGCAUGGGACCGGCACCACCCCAGCAGCAGCAGGCCCUGCCCCCUGCCCAGGCCGGAGGAGCCAUGGGCGGCCCGGCUAUGGACCCCGAGGCCGGAGCUGGAGGUGCGGAGGCGCCCAAGGCAGCCCAGACCCCCGCCAGCAAGAAGAAGUCCACCAAGAAGGAGAAGAAGUAGAGAGGAGGAGGAUGCGGAGGAGAGGAGGAGAGGAG